Prorocentrum cordatum is the source of this 378-nucleotide messenger RNA. Lineage: Eukaryota; Dinophyceae; Prorocentrales; Prorocentraceae. The record is from the annotation of a GenBank genome assembly.
GUCUACAUGGACGGCUCCGACGCCCCUGAGAUCCCUCGCGCCGCCGAGGCUUGCCGCGUCGUGGGCGCUCCAGGCGAGAUGCAACUCGCCCUGCAGGAGGCCCGCGCGAGGGCCGAGGUUGCCUGCGCGGAGGUGAAGGGCCACGCGAGGCAGUUGCAGCGGGAAAGAACGGGCGGUUCACUCGACGGCCAGGCUGGCGCGAUCAGGGCGCCGAUCGACGGAGCGGUGGGGCUCGCGCGGUACCCUUUGCACGCUUUCGGCCGCCACUAUUGCCCAUGGCCCUUCGCACUCGCGUUGGUUGGACGUGCUGUCGCGGCGGCGGAGGUCAGGCGCCCGCUCUUCAGCCGCCCGGGCGCGGUCAGGGAGCUCUCGACCAAG